Molecule: messenger RNA, 2710 nt
Organism: Galendromus occidentalis (western predatory mite)
Lineage: Eukaryota; Metazoa; Arthropoda; Arachnida; Mesostigmata; Phytoseiidae
Gene: Hyccin
Product: PI4KA lipid kinase complex subunit hyccin
Exons: 5
Coding region: 1-1227 (408 amino acids)
Biological process (GO): protein localization to plasma membrane; phosphatidylinositol phosphate biosynthetic process
Cellular component (GO): plasma membrane
Source: RefSeq, a predicted model, not a curated record
AUGGGCAAACUUGAGGAAACGCUCCAGGAAUUUCUGACCGAGGCGGAACGGUCGUCCACAUCGGCGGUCGCCCUGUGUCAACAAGAUCAGCUGGUCAAAGCCAUCUUCCAAGUGCUCGAAGAAGCCCAGUACCACUCGAAAUACCUAGAAGCAGUCUGUGAGCAAUUAUUCAAGUUCUGCCGCUCAGACAUCGAAGAUCUCCAGCGUUUUUCCUCUUACUAUAUCCCCACGGCACUAUCUCUGUAUUUGAGAUUGAGUCGGCAUCCCGCAACGCGUGGCAGCGACCUGAGCUUUCUCGAAGUGUACCUGCUGGCGGCGUACAACAUCGAGACGUGCGAUCCUGAAGGGAAGGAAGUUGUUCACUCGUUCUGCGUCCCCACACUCUUCAAACCGUCGAUCUAUCAUGAAAGCGUAGCAGUCCCGGCAUCGGUGGCUCUCACGGAAAACGCGCUACAUCGACUUGAACAGGGCGCCCUGAACGCGAAAGUAGUUAUCGGACCCUUCAAGGAAGCUCUUCGCUUGACACGGGAUAACGUCCAUCAUAUAGCAGCACUUCUGAUGCGAGUGUAUAACGCCAACAUUUCGUAUAUGCCAAACAUCUCGCGCGAGGCCACUCUGCGUGGCGCACAGAAAGUCAUCUCACAGAAAGCUCCUCGUAUAGAACUGAGCCCAGAGUAUCUGCUUGAAGUUCUGCAUUGCGCCUAUUUCUCCAUGUUCAAUGGACAGUAUGUUCUUGGUAACGAAACAUUAGCCAUGAUCCGCCUGCGGGGACAACAAUCGCUCCUGUUUGAAGUGAGUCUGGUCGCCAAUGCCAUGAAGCAGAGUCUCCUCGACUCGAAGGACAAAACCGGUGAUCCAAUGGGCAUCAGGAUCGUGAAUUCAAGUUUCAAGAACCUUACCAAGAACGUGCUCACCAACGCAUCUUUCAGAACUAGAAAACUCAGUGAGGAUGGUGAAGAUGAAGAUCCACCACCUAGCAGUAGCGCAUCAGGAGCUUCCAGGAGGGACGUGUAUAAAACUCAACUGCAUGAAACACUCGGGUCGAUCGAUGAGUCAAUCGAAAUAUCUCAGGUCCACUUAGAGAACGAGAACUCGGCAACGAUCACGAUUCACAAGAGCAGCUCAACAUCAUCCGGAAAAGUUCGUAAGGGAUCAUUGGUGCUUGUCGACAACGAUGGAACCACAGUCAGCAAUGGUAACGGGACGGCCACAUCGACGAACGUGUGACCAUCUACGGAGCGACCUCCCAUCAAUUAUUGACACACGGAAUACGUAUCUUCGAGAAUCAAGCGCUCGAGGAGCUCCGUGAGCUUCUCGGGAAGGGCCUGUGUCUGUAUCCAAAUCAUUGUGAUAGAGGUCCGUAGGAGCGUGUAUCUCAUGAACUGGUCUCGAGUUCUAGGAAGCAGCAACAUAUGUCCUCAACAUAUGCUAGAGAUCACGCAACCGAGGGGUCUUAUGGCUACCGGACUUAUCGGUCCAGAGGUGAUUCCUCUCCGAUCGAGUGCAUGGGAAUGAUUCUUACUGGUUAUAUUCCUGGUCUGAUCCGCCUGAAGGUCAAAUUUUAGAGAGGAUUCGGGAUCCCUCGAUUUUAUUCCGACGGAAGAUAUUUUCGUGGCCGGCCAUUCGCGCCACACGGAAACCGGGUUACCGAAAUCCCUGAGCCGACGAAAUUACGUUGGGUGUAAAUCGGCUCUUUCCUCCCCUCGCUUGUCUUUCCGAAUCGAUUCUGAUCGGAUUCCCUGCCAGAAUCCGUGAUUCCUACGCUCUCGGCAGGCCUUGAUUCCCGCUCGUUCCCGAUGAUCGUUGAAACCGAGGACGCAUUAGAGGGUCCCCGGCGGAAAUUUCGAUGCAAUAAGAUACACUUCAGUGAGCUGAUUCCUGAUUGAUUGAAUUGACUAGGUAGUAAAAAAAAGAUAGAUUUUCCGAACCUCGAGACGGAUGGAAUGGACCGACUCCCAUCCCGGCUCUCGAAGAGUCGGAGGCUCUUCGAGCUGAUUCCAGGAGAAGAUUGGGACGAAGGAAAGGACUUCUCUCAUUUGUGGGUCUGCAUGGAUUCCGUUGGACGUUUUCCGAGCAUGAACCGCUCCGCUGAAUCUGUUACUUACUUAGCACUAUCGAUCAGCUAGCUGAUCGGAUACGCAUUGGAGUCAUGUUGUUGUCAGAAUCUAUAGAAUGAGCGUGACACGCGCCUCGGGGAACCCGAUGUCGAGGCAGGUCUGUUUUAAAGGAACGUGCACCGUCGUUCUUUCAUGUCGAGAGCAUCCGUGAGAGGAGCUCCGGAUUCUGAGUGACAUGAAGCGUAGAUGUCAUGAUGAACAUCGGGUGUAGAGGGAGUUGCGAAUGCGUCGAGAUGAUUAUCAUCAUCAUCAUGCCUAUUAAAGAGGUCUGCGUGCCUGACUGAGUCAUAGAGUGAGAGCCGGAACGAAAGCUUCGUUGAUGAAGUGUCCGUAGCGGAAGAUGUGGAGAGAUGUCCUUGGAACGUAAUGUUGUGUGAGUGUUUGACGAUGGGGUUAGCGAUUAGCGAUCAGAGUAUUGAAACGUUGUUGGCGAUACUCAUCAGAUUCACACUCCAUUCUUCUGAGAGCGCGUACGGUUUAUGCAAUUGAGCAGUCGAUGCGAUGUGAGAGUUUGAAAGAGAGGCGAAGUUCUGUUUCUUCCACAAUGAUAGAUAGAUGAACAGCUGAGAAAAAAACAAUAAUUACGAAUAAUA